Ectocarpus sp. CCAP 1310/34 is the source of this 1027-nucleotide messenger RNA. The record is from the annotation of a GenBank genome assembly. Lineage: Eukaryota; Phaeophyceae; Ectocarpales; Ectocarpaceae.
AUGACGUUAUCGCGUUUGCUUGUCUUUGCCGUUCGACAGACGAACGCAGGCGGCAAGACCGACCUCACUGGCCCCGAGGUCUCGAACGAGAGCGACGAGGAGAUACUGGUUUGCGAGACGCCCUUCGACCGCCCCGACGAUGUUAUCGUCGAGGCGAGCGACCUCGAGGAAUACCUCAACAACAUGUCGCCCUAAGUUCAGGGCGACAUGUUGUUGAGGCACGGGUUAAGCGCCGCCGAAGUCCAGGGCGACAUGUUGAGGCUGUUGCGCUGUCGCCUGGUUGGUCAACACGGCAGCGUUUGUUUGUUGCUUUUUUUAUUUCUGUGUGAUCUACUUCUGCAUUUUGAUGAAGUAGGCGGUUGGUGGCGGGGUCUUUUUUCGCGUCUGUCUGUGACCGACGCCGGGAGCCUUCGCCGGCUUCGGGGGGGGGGCUUGUUCUUGAAACCUAGGUANGCUGUCGCCUGGUUGGUCAACACGGCAGCGUUUGUUUGUUGCUUUUUUUUGUUCUUCUGUGUGGNAUGAUACCUUUGGUCGAGUAAAAUAUGCUGUUGGGGUGGCGCUUGGCGCGUCUCACACACAGCGUUUGCGGUCUUUGUCUUUUAUGUUUUUGCUUUUCUCCAAUGGGGGUCGUUGAAUGCGUCGUCAAAAGUCCACGUCGUUUCUUAUGGCGUCACGUCCCGGAGUGAGUGUCGGAUUAUGCUUUUUGCUUUUCCUGCAUACCUUUGAUGCAUGUCUCGCGUAGCUCUCAAUAGAGUAGUGUUGUGCGCGUCAUACAUAUACGAAACGGAGAGGGCAUUGUAUCACUAGGUACUCUUCGCUGUUUUGUGUACGGAGGCUCGAGAUGCGGUGACUGAGGGAGAAUCUUCGGACAGAUGGAUCGGUGUGUCAUGGAUUUGAUACAAGCGCCGGCUGUUCCUGUCGGUCUAAACUCUGGCGUGUACUUUGUCAUCCUUCGUGUUUCCUGUUUGCGUAUCAAGCAUGUAGCCGGUGCUGCGGGAGUCACUGUAACCGUAGGAAACAGAGAAAA